ACUAUCAUACAAUGUCUGGUUCUAGACUCCCACUUAGAAAGGACCCUGCUUGGAAAUUUCACAAAGAUUUUCCAGGGCAAAAAAAAGGGUAGAAAAAGUGUAAAUUUUGCAAAACAAUAUUCCAUGGAGGCAUAUAUAGAUUGAAAUACCAUAUUGCUAGCGUACAUGGCCAUGAUGCCGACCCAUGCCUGGGACCAACUAUUGAGGCUACACGUGAGUGCUAUGUGGCAGUUGAAGCACUUGAACCAAAAAAAGAAAUGGCAAAGAAGCAAAAGGAUGAUUUCGCGGCCAUUGGUUUAGGUUGUGCAGGAGGACCUUCUUCCAUGCCUCCAUAUCGUCCCACUCACAGUGCUAGCGCUUUUGCUUUUGCUAGUGCUACUGCUCAUGUUACUAGCACUGGUAGUGGUAGUGGGAGUGUUAGCAUUGGUCCUAGAAUUCGUAAAUCUAGGUUGGAUUCCUUCUUUGAGCCUCGCACUACUCUUGGGUCCCAACAGUCGCUUGAGAGCAUGGGUUGGAACAAGGAGGUCCAUGAUGCCGCUAAAAUGGCAGUUGGCAGGUUUUGGGUCUACUGCAGUGUUCCAUUCUUUGCAGCUAGGUGAAUAUUUUUUGUUUGAUUGUUUUAAUAUUUAUAGUUUGAUUUUUUGUCGUACAACUACAGAGUACGUACUUAACUUAUCUCAUUUAAUUUAUAUUUGUGACAGGUCUCCUUAUUGGCAAGAGACGGUUGAUGCCCUUACCAUAUGCAGGGCGAGGUUCAAAGCCCCUUCUGAAUUUGAUUUAAGGGGACCAAUUUUGACUGAUUUAGUGCGUGAUGUGAAGAGAGAAUUAGAGGAUCAACGCCACAUAUAGAGUAGGACAAGUUGCACCAUCGUGACUGAUGGUUGGACGGAUAGGAGAAAUAGAACUCUCCUUAAUUUUCUUGUUUCUUCCACAGGCGAUUGAUCAAUUUUAAUUUCAUUUAGUCAUUAAUUUUUUUAAUUUUUUAUUUAAUGAUUUAUUGAAUGAUCAUUGAUCUUGCUUUAUUUUUUUAUUUCAGGGGGCACUGUUUUCAUCAAGUCCAUUGAUGCCUCUGCACACUGCAAAAAUGCGACAUUCCUAUGUGAGAAAAUAGAGGAGGUGAUCCAUGAGGUGGGUGAGGAGAAUGUGGUGCAGGUAGUCACCGACAAUGCAACAAAUUAUGUUGCCGUAGGUAAAAUUCUGAUGGAGAGGCACCCAUCUAUAGUUUGGACUCCAUGUGUCGCCCAUUGCAUUGACCUCAUGUUGGAGGAUAUUGGAAAACUCCCAUGGGUUAAGAGAUGUGUAGAAAUGGCAAGAAAUAUUUGCAAAUUUAUAUAUAAUCAUUCAUGGGUGUUAGCUCUUAUGAGGCAAUACACAAAGCAAAGGGAGUUAGCUCGUUCUAGAAUCACGAGAGUUGGCACUAACUUCAUUACAUUACAGUCCAUGCUUCGCUGUAAGGCGACUUUGAGACGUACGAUUGUUGGUGAGGAGUGGUCUUCCUCAUCCUAUGCUGCUACCGCUAGAUGGACAGAUAUGGCAGACUGCAUUUUUGAUGAGGGAGGCUUUUGGACCCCUCGUGAUGAGAUUGUGAAGUUUGUUAAGCCCUUGGUGGUUCUCUUGCGAGUUACGGAUGGGAAAAGCCUACAAUGGGCUACAUAUAUGAGGACAUGGAUAGGGCCAAGGAGGCCAUCAAAUCCAUCUAUGUAGGAGAUGAGAGCAGGUAUCAUCCCAUUUGGGACAUCAUUGAUAGGAGAUGGCAUAACCAGCUUCAUAGGCCCAUCCAUGCAGUAGCAUAUUAUCUGAAUCCGGCAUUCCAUUUCAGCCCUACUUUCAAGGCGGAUGAGGAGGUUCUUAGUGGGUUGUACUCAGUCAUGGAGAAGAUGGCACCUGCUGGUUGUACUCAGACCAAACUUAUGCGAGAGAUACAGUUGUUUUCAAAUGCUCAAGGGGAGAACACUUCUCGUACUAUCUGCAAAGAAAGUAGGACAACUAUGA
This is a messenger RNA of Cryptomeria japonica (Japanese cedar), 1992 nucleotides long. RefSeq lists its product as uncharacterized. Lineage: Eukaryota; Viridiplantae; Streptophyta; Pinopsida; Cupressales; Cupressaceae. The record is from RefSeq and is a predicted model, not a curated record. The transcript has 2 exons. The coding region runs from base 1201 to 1704 and encodes 167 amino acids.